This is a messenger RNA of Babesia ovata, 357 nucleotides long. Its product is annotated as Sec-independent translocase, putative. Lineage: Eukaryota; Apicomplexa; Aconoidasida; Piroplasmida; Babesiidae. The transcript has a single exon. The record is from RefSeq and is a predicted model, not a curated record. The coding region runs from base 1 to 357 and encodes 118 amino acids.
AUGCCUGACAGCACUGCACAGGGCGACGACAUAAUGCCUGACGUCCUUAACGUCCGUGGUUUUUAUGGCCUCGAUGUCUGUGGUGAUUUUUUGGAUACCUGUGAGAGACUUACCUUCAUGUGUCCACGCUUCUUUACCUUCAGUAAGGCCAUGGUCUUUCAGCUUUCUCAGCUUUUCGGUGACCUCAUCGUUCAACUGCUUCUGAAGCCUUUGAAGCUCCGUGGUGAUUUGGUCGACGCCACCGCCGAUUUCACCGGGUUGGGAGGACAGCUCACUUUGUUGAUGCUGCAGUUCACUUUCGAUGCUUUUAAGGCCUUUUCCAUUUUUACCGUUGGGGUGCCAACUAUUUUUACUUAG